Messenger RNA from Colletotrichum orchidophilum, 975 nucleotides. Its product is annotated as transaldolase. Gene Ontology annotation, cellular component: intracellular anatomical structure; cytoplasm. The record is from RefSeq and is a predicted model, not a curated record. Gene Ontology annotation, molecular function: transaldolase activity. Bases 1 to 975 code for a protein of 324 amino acids. Gene Ontology annotation, biological process: pentose-phosphate shunt, non-oxidative branch; pentose-phosphate shunt; carbohydrate metabolic process. NCBI's taxonomy places the organism in Eukaryota, Fungi, Ascomycota, Sordariomycetes, Glomerellales, Glomerellaceae. The transcript is spliced from 4 exons.
AUGUCUACCUCUCUCGACCAGCUCAAGGCCACCGGCACCGUCGUCGUCAGUGACUCUGGCGACUUUGCCUCCAUCGCCAAGUACAAGCCCCAAGAUGCCACCACCAACCCUUCCCUCAUUCUCGCCGCUUCCAAGAAGGCCGAGUACGCCAAGCUGAUUGACGAGGCCGUCGCCUACGCCAAGAAGAAGGGCGGUUCCGUCGACGAGCAGGUCGACGCUGCCCUCGAUGCCCUUCUCGUCGAGUUUGGCAAGGAGAUCCUCAAGAUCGUCCCCGGCAAGGUCUCCACCGAGGUUGACGCCCGUCUGUCCUUCGACACCAAGGCCUCCGUCGACAAGGCCCUGCACAUUAUUGACCUGUACAAGGAGCAAGGCAUCUCCAAGGACCGCGUCCUGAUCAAGAUCGCCUCCACCUGGGAGGGUAUCAAGGCUGCCGAGAUCCUCCAGCGUGACCACGGCAUCAACACCAACCUGACCCUGAUGUUCUCCAUCACCCAGGCCAUCGCCGCCGCCGAGGCCGGUGCCUACCUCAUCUCCCCCUUCGUCGGCCGUAUCCUCGAUUGGUACAAGGCCGCCCACAAGAAGGAGUACACCAAGGAGGAGGACCCCGGUGUCAAGUCCGUCGGCACCAUCUUCAACUACUACAAGAAGUUCGGCUACAAGACCAUUGUCAUGGGUGCCUCCUUCCGCAACAUUGGCGAGAUCACCGAGCUUGCCGGCUGCGAUUACCUCACCAUCUCCCCCAACCUGCUUGAGGAGCUCCUCAACUCCGACGCCGUCGUCCCCAAGAAGCUCGAUGCCGCCCAGGCCUCCAGCCUCGACAUUGAGAAGAAGACCUACAUCAACGAUGAGGCUACCUUCCGCUUCGACUUCAACGAGGAGCAAAUGGCCGUCGAGAAGCUUCGUGAGGGUAUCUCCAAGUUCGCCGCUGACGCCGUUACCCUCAAGGACAUCAUCAAGCAGAAGGUCCAGGCAUAA